Molecule: messenger RNA, 1528 nt
Organism: Diachasmimorpha longicaudata
Lineage: Eukaryota; Metazoa; Arthropoda; Insecta; Hymenoptera; Braconidae
Product: 17-beta-hydroxysteroid dehydrogenase 13-like
Exons: 7
Coding region: 1-1008 (335 amino acids)
Cellular component (GO): lipid droplet
Molecular function (GO): oxidoreductase activity, acting on the CH-OH group of donors, NAD or NADP as acceptor
Source: RefSeq, a predicted model, not a curated record
AUGUCUUGGCUACGAUCGACGAGUGACGUGAUCGGUUUCCUUCUGCUUUCGGCGAUAACAAUCAUCAAAGCAAUUGUUAAAUCAUUUAUACCAAGAAAAUACAAGAUGAAAAGUGUCGCGGGUGAAAUAGCUCUUGUAACCGGUGGCGGUGGAGGGCUUGGAAGGCUUCUGUCAUUGAGGCUGGCGAACCUAGGAGCUAUCGUCGUUGUUUGGGACAUCAACGAAGCCGGAAUCCAAGAGACGGUGAAUCUGGUGCAGUCAGCUGGGGGCACCUGUUACGGUUACAUAUGUAAUCUCCGGAAUAAAGAAGAUGUGUAUAAGAAAGCUGCAAUACUGAAAGAAGAAGUGGGAAAGGUAUCGAUACUCAUUAAUAACGCUGGAGUGGCUAUUGGCAGAAAAUUUCUCGACACUCCUGACGAACUCAUCACGAUGACAAUGGAAGUUAAUGUUAUGAGUCACUUUUGGACUGUCAAAGCUUUCCUACCUGACAUGAUGAGAAACAACAAAGGGCAUAUCGUUAGCAUAGCGAGUUUGGCUGGUCAUGUUGGUAUCCCAAAACUCGUUGAUUAUUGCGCCUCGAAAUUCGCUGCUGUCGGAUUUGACGAGGCCCUUCGCAUGGAACUGGAGUCUGAUGGAUACGACAGCAUUCAAACCACAGUGAUUUGUCCGUAUUUCAUACGCAGUACCGGAAUGUUCGAAGACGUCCAAUCAAGAUUUCUGUCGACUUUGAGCUCGAAUGAAGUCGCUGAUCGAAUAAUAUCGGCAAUGAGAUGCAACGAGAAAUUUGCUAUUGUUCCUGGUUAUCUCCAGGGCCUCUUAGCAGCGAAAUGGAUCGUCCCCUGGAAUUGUGCGGCCAUGUUCCUACGUGGUUUGGUUCGCGAUGCAUCACCAGAGCCUCAAAAGACUCCAGCAACGAUGGAUCAUCAGAACCGUGAGCCGUCAAAAGAUCAAAAUGCCCUUCAUCAACAGCUCGCAAGGCGCAUCUCGAGCUCCGAGAGAAAGCCCUAACAUAUUUUCGUGUUUGUUACAAAAAUAUUUGUUAAUACUAAUACCUCAAUUGAGUAACUCAAUCGCGACGUAAGGUGAAUCAACAAUGGUUGUGAUGUGGAUUAUAAUGACAUUAAAAAAUGUGCCAACCUGUCGACAGCCGAUAUUCAGUAGCUGAAAUGGCAACGAGCAGUAGAAUAAUUUCCAUUUUUUAAUAUCACGCGCAAGAAAAUCCUGAUUCUCAGUUCUCAGUUAACUGUACAUAUCCUGAAAGUACGUGCACAUAAUUCCCGAUAAAUUGUACAUAUUUAAAAUUACUUGACUAAAGAUAUACCGCGCCUGAUGCGAUGAUAUGAUAAUCAACUAAUAGUAAUUGUAAUUUAGACUAGAUUAAGUGCCAUGACUUGCCGUCAGGGCCGUCGCUGUGCGACGCCAGAUCAUGGGGUGAAUCAUAAACUACUUUAUUUUAUAAUAAUCAAGAUGGGAUAAGUGUGAAAUUAUUUUUAUGACAAAUAUACAGAGCUCCAUAAUAUCUAAGUAA